GCGGAGACCAUUAGUCGUUAUCAUCUGCCACAAAACGUCAAGAAAUUAAGUGGGAUAUUUCUCUCAUUUUAGUAAUUACUUCUUCUUACAUCUUUCUCAUCAAAUACACUCAAUUUACUCACAAAGUUUGUUGGAAGAAAUGGGUGUUCUUGACCAUAUAUCUGAUAUGUUUGAUUGCUCCUCUGCCCACUCCAAACACAAAAGACGCAGACAAUUACAGACAGUGGAGAUAAAAGUGAAGAUGGACUGUGAAGGUUGUGAGAGGAAAGUGCGAAGGUCUGUAGAGGGAAUGAAAGGAGUUUCGUCUGUGACAAUAGAACCCAAACAGCACAAGCUCACAGUAGUAGGCUAUGUGGAUCCAGAUAAAGUUGUGGCUCGUGUAGCUCAUCGCACAGGUAAGAAGGCAGAGAUUUGGCCCUAUGUCCCAUACGACGUCGUUGCUCAUCCUUAUGCACAGGGUAUUUAUGAUAAGAAGGCUCCAGCUGGAUACGUGCGAAGAGAUGAUUACCAAAGUAACCAGCUUGCUCGUGCCAAUUCUACUGAAGUUCGCUAUACUACUGCCUUUAGUGAUGAGAAUCCAGCAGCCUGUGUGGUCAUGUGAACUAAAAUAUUGCUGCUGCUAUGUUUACUAAAUUAUGUAUCUUGUAUUACAGUACAUUAGUACUCUGUUAUUGUUAAAUUUGUAUUGGUUUUGUGGAGUUUAUUCCUACUUUUAAGUUUUGAUCAUAGUGUUCUUUUUGUUGAAGCUAAAGUUUUAUCGUGGUUGUACAUAUUGUAUUGUUAAAUCAUUGAAUAUUAUGUUGUUGAAAGA
Messenger RNA from Solanum dulcamara, 811 nucleotides. RefSeq names its product heavy metal-associated isoprenylated plant protein 26-like. The transcript is spliced from 2 exons. Gene Ontology annotation, molecular function: metal ion binding. NCBI's taxonomy places the organism in Eukaryota, Viridiplantae, Streptophyta, Magnoliopsida, Solanales, Solanaceae. The record is from RefSeq and is a predicted model, not a curated record. The coding region runs from base 140 to 601 and encodes 153 amino acids.